CUCCAGAUACUGACCUCAUCAGACAGCAGUGGAACCAGAAGGUUCACGUUUAUAGUCGUGCAAAAUUUGGUGCUCUCAGAUCUACUGUGCAAAGAAAAUGAAAUGUUACUGUUUGUGAUUUUCUUCGUGGCUUUUGUCUGUGGAGUGCUGCUCUUCUGUGUCCAUCACUGGCUGAAAACUCGUCGGAUUCAUUCCACAACACGCACCAUGGCUGUUUUUGCUGUUGGAGAUUUGGACAUCAACUGUGGGACAGAAGGAGCUGUAAGUCCAACGGUUGGAUUUCACUUUCAAACUCAAAAGCCAGCAUGUCAUCCCAUUCCAUGUUUUGGCACACUCGGCCCUCCACCUUCAUAUGAAGAUGUUCUGAAGAACCGGGUGUAGAUCUGGGUCAUCUACUGAGAAUAUUGGAAAUAUCUGCAAUCUUCAACCAUCAAUUUAAGCACAGUUCUUUUAUUUAUGGAAAUUUCUAAAAUUCUAUUAAUAUAUUCUGAAAAGGAUAAGUAGAUAAAAGAAUGGAUGCAGGAGUUUUGAUCAUGGAGAUGUUUUAGUGAUGAAGUGGUAGACCCUUGACAUGCUACUGCUGUGCUAUAAUUUGGUAUUAUAUAACCAGGUAAAUACUUCUUCAUUCAUUCUCAAAAAGCAAGAAUGAGGUAGGGUUGGAAUCACCUCCAUUUAAAUUUGGGAUUCCUCAGCAUGACCCAAAGUGGUAUUGUCUGCUCCCAACCCUACAUCUACAUCUGAUCUCUUCCCUAGUGCAGUGUCAAUAGUAAUUAUCAUAAUUUACUAGUAGCAUAAGCAGAAAUUCAGACACAUUCAGUCCUGGAACCAGAAAGACAAAAUGUUUGAGUUCAGGUAAAAGGAGAGGUAAGUGGAGAAGGAAAAGUGAUUACAAGUUUCACUCCAAGAAGUUUUAUACCUAAGCCCAAAGAGGAAGAAACUGUAGACAAAAUCUGAAGGAAUUGAGUAAAACAUGGAGCAUUAUAAUGCUAAUAUGGGGAACGAGAGGAAAUUCCCAUUUUUUUGUGUUAAUGUGUCUUCCACAGACUACUGCUUUUCUGCAGUCCCUUGAGGCUGGGCAUAAUAAGAAACUUGGCAUAGACAUUGUUCUUACUGAGCACUCUACAGAUGUAAUAACAAGAUCCAUGCAAAGAACAUUUGGACAGUGGCAGGACAGGGAAAAGCAUCCAUAUCUGAUGCCACAUGCUUUUCAGUAAAUUUCUCAUAGAAAGCUAUUGUUGUAUCCUCUUUAUUAUCAAUAGAUCUGAAGUUUAACUUGACCAAACUUAGCUCCUAAUCUUUUCAGACCUCUUUUAGCAAAAGCUCGUUUAUCUUAACUAAUGAUAACUACACCAAUUCUGUUGCUGAGGUUAGAGAACUUGAGUCUUCUCUUCCUGUUAUUUUCUACAGUAUUCUUUUUAGGAAGGCUUGUUGACUCUGCUUUUAGUAUAAAGCUAAACCCCAAAGGAUACCUGCCUACUAUACCUCUAGAAAGACAAUCAGCAUUAGUUAGUUUUUGUCUGGCUACUGCAAUAGCAUUUAACUGGUCCAUUUUCUCCAGCCUUUGCCUCCUAUUUUCAAUUUAUAAUAGAGUAGCUAUAGUAAUUGAGAUAAACUUUUAAAGAGCAGUUUCAGGUCCAGAGCAAUAUUAAGCAGCUGGUACAGCAAUUUCCCAGAUACCUCAUAUAUAUAUAU
Messenger RNA from Octodon degus (degu), 1692 nucleotides. It is a transcript of the gene Tmem207, whose product is annotated as transmembrane protein 207. The coding region runs from base 103 to 381 and encodes 92 amino acids. NCBI's taxonomy places the organism in Eukaryota, Metazoa, Chordata, Mammalia, Rodentia, Octodontidae. The transcript is spliced from 4 exons. The record is from RefSeq and is a predicted model, not a curated record.